This is a messenger RNA of Aspergillus sclerotioniger CBS 115572, 2064 nucleotides long. Its product is annotated as amine oxidase. The transcript is spliced from 4 exons. The coding region runs from base 1 to 2064 and encodes 687 amino acids. NCBI's taxonomy places the organism in Eukaryota, Fungi, Ascomycota, Eurotiomycetes, Eurotiales, Aspergillaceae. The record is from RefSeq and is a predicted model, not a curated record. Gene Ontology annotation, biological process: amine metabolic process. Gene Ontology annotation, molecular function: primary methylamine oxidase activity; copper ion binding; quinone binding.
AUGUCUCUCGCAGCUCAGGGGCCCAGAUUGGCCACCUCGGCCAGCACUCACCCUUUUGAUCCCAUUAAGCCCCAGGAGAUACGCUUGGCUGCGCGUGUCCUGGAAGCCGCCUUCCCCGGUGUCAAGCUUCGAUACAAUCGAAUUGAUAUCCACGAGCCCAUCAAGAAAGAUGUUGUUCCAUAUAUCGAGGCUGAGAGGCUAAGGAAGCCCCUCCCCCCUAAGCCGGCUCGUCUCUUAUACUCUUAUUUCCAUCGCCUCGAUACCGGUGCGUGCUGCAAGGCGUUGGUGAACGCUAACACAGCAUCGGUCGUCUCCAUCAAAGUGUUACCGGAGGGAGUACAACCCCCAGUGGAUAUUGACGAACUGGUCGUUAUCGAAGAAGUUUGCAUGAAGCACCCAGCUGUGCAGGCAGAAAUUGAGAAGCUCAAGCUACCACCCGGCAUGACAGUCUGCAAUGAUCCGUGGAUGUACGGCACUGAGAGCCUAAGCGAGUCGAGACGGAUGUUCCAAUGCUUCAUGUACAUGGUGGCUGUGGACCACCCCGAAAAUAACCACUACUCCUUGCCUUGCAAGUUCUCCCCGGUGUUUGACGCGUUUACACAUGAGUUGAUCCGUAUGGAUUAUCUGCCGGGUGGUGCAGAUGCUCAGACAGCUGAAACCCAGCCCUGGAAGCCCGUCAAGGCAGUCCAAUAUGCCCAUGACCUGCAAGACGAGCCAAUUCGGAGAGACCUCAAGCCAUACAUUGUGCAGCAGCCGGAGGGACCCUCUUUUUCUGUGGAUGGCAAUUUCGUCUACUGGCAGAAGUGGCGCUUUAGGGUGGGCUUUAACAACCGGGAGGGCAUGGUCCUUUACAACGUCACCUACGAUAACCGCAGUGUCUUCUACCGCCUCGCAGUCUCAGAGAUGACGGUCCCUUACGGAGAUCCUCGUGCUCCGUACCACCGCAAGCAGGCUUUCGACGUUGGCGAUGUCGGGUUUGGUCUCAAUGCCAACCAGCUAACGUUGGGAUGUGACUGCCUGGGCCAUAUCAAGUACUUUGACGGCUAUCGGGCUGACUGCAAAGGGAACCCGGUUCUGCUGAAGAAUAUCAUCUGCAUGCAUGAACAAGACAAUGGCUUGCAACACAAGCACACCAACUACAGAUCAGGCGCAGCUACGGUAGUUCGCAAUCGCCAGCUUGUCCUUCAAAUGAUUUGCACCGUGGCAAACUACGAGUACAUUUUCGCCUACAUCUUCGACCAGGCGGCGAAUGUUGAACUUGAAGUGCGCGCCACUGGAAUCUUGUCGACGGUACCUUUCGAUAACGAGAACGGUGAGACUGUCAAAUGGGGCACUAAUGUGGGCCCGGGUGUGAUGGCUCCUUACCACCAGCACAUGUUCUCCCUGCGGAUCGACCCGGCUCUUGAUGGAUUCAACAACACGGUCUACUACGAGGAGAGUGUCCCCCUUCCCGAGGAUGAAAAGAACCCUUGGCUAGUGGGUUAUACCACCGAGCAGACUGUCAUGAGCAAGGCAGGCUCAGCCGACAUCGACAUCAGCCGCAACCGGGUUUUCAAGAUCCGUAAUGACAAUGUUAUCAACCCCAUCACAUACAAGCCCAUUGCCUACAAACUUCACGCGGCACCCAGUCAAAUGCUCUUGCAGAGCAGCAAGGCCAUCGGGUAUGGUCGGGCUGAGUUCGCCACCAAGCCAAUCUGGGUGACAAGAUACCAGGAUGAUGAAUUAUACGCAGCUGGCGAGUUUACCAACCAGAGCCGACGCGCAUAUGGUGUUGAGACCUGGGCUCAGAGGAAUGACCCUACCGAGAACGAAGAUGUGGUUCUCUGGCACACAUUUGGCCUAACCCACAAUCCUCGCGCCGAGGACUUCCCCGUCAUGCCUAUGGAGCGCAUCAGCGUGAUGCUGCGUCCUGACGGCUUCUUCACCAAGAACCCUGCCGUGGAUGUGCCUCAAUCUUCACAGAGCUUCAACAAAUCUACCCUCCACCCGGAGCCUGCUGCUGCACCCUCAUGCUGCUCUGGGUCAGGGGGCAGCAAGGCUAAGCUUUAUAAGCGCUUGGAUUAG